This is a messenger RNA of Synchiropus splendidus (mandarinfish), 2070 nucleotides long. RefSeq names its product probable cationic amino acid transporter. Gene Ontology annotation, biological process: transmembrane transport; amino acid transport. The transcript has 7 exons. Gene Ontology annotation, molecular function: amino acid transmembrane transporter activity. Bases 1 to 2070 code for a protein of 689 amino acids. NCBI's taxonomy places the organism in Eukaryota, Metazoa, Chordata, Actinopteri, Syngnathiformes, Callionymidae. The record is from RefSeq and is a predicted model, not a curated record. Gene Ontology annotation, cellular component: plasma membrane.
AUGGCGGCGCGGCUCUCCAGCGGCUCCUGGCCCGACGCCUGGUUCAACACGCGAUCCCGGCUGCUGCGGACCAAGCCGGUGGGCGGGAUGGCGGCCGGGCAGGACGACCUGACCGAGCUGGCCCAGGACUCUCCGGUCGGCCUCGCCAAGGUCCUGACCACCUUCGACCUGGUGUCCCUGGGCGUGGGCAGCUGCGUGGGCACCGGCAUGUACGUGGUGGCCGGGCUGGUGGCCAAGGCCACGGCCGGGCCCGGGGUCAUCCUGUCCUUCAUCAUCGCCGCUGUGGCCUCCAUCUUGUCAGGCGUCUGCUACGCCGAGUUCGGCGUCCGCGUGCCGAAGACGACGGGCUCGGCCUACACCUACAGUUACGUGACGGUGGGAGAGUUUGUGGCGUUUCUCAUCGGCUGGAACCUGAUCCUGGAGUACCUGAUCGGCACGGCGGCCGGGGCCUCUGCGCUCAGCAGCAUGUUCGACUCGCUGGCCGACCACAGCGUCAGCGGCUUCACCGGUGCCCACCUGGGCCGGCUGCCGGGCCUGGGCCGCGGUGAGAGCACCGCCCCGGACCUGCUGGCUCUCCUCAUCGCCCUGCUGGUCACCGGGAUCGUGGCCAUGGGCGUCCGCAACUCCGUGGUCUUCAACAACGUCCUCAACGUGGUCAACCUGGUGGUCUGGGUCUUCACCGUCGUCGCCGGCAUGUUCUUCCUCUCCGCCGCCAACUGGGAGGGCGGGCGCUUCCUGCCGUACGGCUGGUCCGGGGUGAUGAAAGGGGCGGCCACCUGCUUCUACGCCUUCAUCGGCUUCGACAUCAUCGCCACCACGGGAGAAGAGGCGCAGAACCCCAACACCUCCAUCCCGUACGCCAUCACCGCCUCGCUGGUCACCUGCCUCACCGCCUAUGUGUCGGUGAGCGUGGUCCUGACCCUGAUGGUGCCGUACCAGCUGAUCGACGGCUCGGCUCCUCUCAUGGAGAUGUUCGCCGUGCACGGCUUCCUGUGGGGGAAGUACGUGGUGGCGGCGGGCUCCAUCUGCGGCCUGACGGUGUCGCUGCUGGGCUCGCUCUUCCCCAUGCCCCGGGUCAUCUACGCCAUGGCGCGCGACGGCCUCCUGUUCAGGUUCCUGUCCCGGGUGUCGGCGCGGACUCGCACGCCCACGCUGGCGUGCGUGGUGUCUGGAGGCUUGGCGGCGCUCCUGGCUCUCCUGGUGAGCCUGCAGGACCUGAUCGAGAUGAUGUCCAUCGGCACCUUGCUGGCCUACACCCUGGUCAGCCUGUGUGUUCUCAUGCUGCGCUACCAACCGGACGAGUCGGACCUGAGCGCCGAGCCGGACGGCGGUCAGGAGGACCGGGACUCCCUGCUGAGGAGGCUCCUGGGGCGUCACUACCACAGCCUGCGGCUGCGCUUGGGGAUGCCGGAGCCCUCGGCCCGGCCGACCCCGGCAACCGGCCGCACCGUCACCCGCUGCACCCUCCUCUUCUUCCUCGCCAGCUUCCUCCUCUGGACCGUCGUCAUCUUCGGGUUGGAGGGCGGCACGGGCGCGGGCGCUGCAGUCUCGGGCGUGGUGGCGCUUCUGAUGGCUGGGUCUCUGGCCAAGGUGCUGGCCACCAUCCUGCAGCAGCCCCAGAGUGGGCGGAGCCUGGCCUACAUGGCGCCCGGCGUGCCCUUGGUUCCUGCGGCGGCCAUCUUGGUCAACAGCUACCUGAUGCUGAAGCUCUCGCCGCUCACCUGGACCAGGUUCUCCGUCUGGUGCCUCCUCGGUCUGCUGAUCUACGGCUGCUACGGCGUCUGGCACAGCUCGCUGGAGCUCAGCGCCCGAGAGGAGCAGGUCCACGCCAGCUCCUAUCAGCGCUUCGACGACCACCUGGACGACACCUUCUCCCCGGAGCUGGAGCGGGAACCCCGGUACCAGUACCAGGAAGAGGAGGAGAGACCCUACCAGGGCUGGUCGGCGCCCGAGGAACGCGGCUCUUAUCGUGAGCGGGACCUGGAGCCGGAGCCGUGCGACCCCUCCGGGGACCAGUACAGCUACCAGAGCCGGGGUUGGACCAACGCGGCCUUCGCUGAGGAGGACUGA